Molecule: messenger RNA, 700 nt
Organism: Aphidius gifuensis
Lineage: Eukaryota; Metazoa; Arthropoda; Insecta; Hymenoptera; Braconidae
Product: oxysterol-binding protein-related protein 11
Exons: 2
Coding region: 94-654 (186 amino acids)
Source: RefSeq, a predicted model, not a curated record
AUAACAGAAAAAAAAAAAAGCAAAAAAAAGUAAACAAACAACUGUCAUUAUAUAUUUACAAAAGCUGAUAAAUCCAUCGUGACAAAAAUAAAUAUGAAUUCACAAAUUCGUUAUCCAUAUGAGGGUCUUUUGCAUAAAUAUACAAAUGCAAUGAAAGGAUGGCAAUACAGAUGGUUUAUAUUGAGUCCAGAAACUGGAGAACUACAUUAUUUUUUAAGUGAAACAGAAAAAAAUCAAAGACCAAGAUGUUCAAUAUAUCUUGCUGGUGCUGUUAUUGCACCAAGUGAUGAAGAUUCAAAUACAUUUACUGUUAAUUCAGCAACUGGUGACAUGAUUAAAUUACGAGCAACAGAUGCAAGAGCAAGACAAGAAUGGGUUGAUAAAUUACGUGCUGUUACUGAAAUGUAUACAAGAGCAAUUGCAAGUAGUCAUCCACCAUUAUCAUCACGUAAUCCAGUAUCAAAACUUGAUGUACUUGAUGCAUUUGCAACAUGUCGUGAACAAUUAAAUAGAGUUGAUAGACAAACACAAGCAUUGUCAUUAAUUAUUGAAUCAUCAAGUCUCUAUUUGGAUCCAGAUUUAUUAACAUUGAAAGCAAUAGCACACACAACUGUUCAUACACUCAAUGAAUGUCUAAACAUACUCUACAAAUAAUUUUUGUUUUUUUAUUUUCUUCAAGAAAAUGUAUAUAAUAUUAUUU